CUCUUGUGCAGCAGCCAUUUUGUCUUUCCGUUGCUGCUGCUGCCCGAGCUUCUUCCUCCCUCCCGCCGCCGCUGGCCGCGAAACUCCAGUUCCCCCCCGGGCCUGGCUCCUGCCGGACCCACCGCCUGCGGGCCGCGGUCUCCGCGAUCCCCGCACCGGGGCGAGGGCCUGGCGGGGACUCGGGAGGCCGAGAUCCGCCUGCUCUUGGCAGCGCAUGCUCUUCCCGCUCCCUGCCCCGGCAGGCACCUCCGCAGCCCCGUGGACCCCGCGCUCCGGCAAGCGCCGGGGCGCCUCUCCCCCGGGCGCGCCGCAUGUGACCGGCCCCGGCGGGCCCCGUCGCUCGUGGAGACGCUCCCCGGCGGCGUCCGCACCCACCUCCGCUCUGGGGGCGAGGGCUGAUCCUCCUCCCCGCCGCCUGGCCUGAGAGAGCAGCGCGCGCAGCACCUUCCCCUUGCCCGGCGCGGGGAGAGCCCGGCUUGACCCGAAGGCGCGGGGAGGGGGGCGCGGCGGAGGCAGCCCCUUCCCCAGCGCGCCCGCGACCUCCCCCGCCGCCGGGGCCGGCUCCCCUACUCCCCCUUCUCCUCCUCCCGCCUGCCUGCCCAUCGUCCCGCCAUGUCCAGCGAGGAGAGCUACCUGGCCAUCCUGCGCUACCUGACCAACGAGCGGGAGCCCUACGCGCCGGGCACGGAGGGCAACGCCAAGCGGAAGAUCCGCAAGGCGGCCGCCUGCUACGUGGUGCGCGGCGGCACCCUCUACUACCAGCGGCGGCAGCGGGACCAGCAGCGCUUCGCCGAGCUCGAGGUGGUGCUGCAGGCCGAGCGCCGCGCCCGCCUCAUCCGCGCCGCCCACCUGGCGCCCGACGGCGCCCACCGCACCCGCCUGCAGACCUGGCAGGGGCUCUCGCAGAAGUACUGGUGGCGAGGUAUUCUUAAGCAAGUUAAAGACUACAUUAAAGAAUGCAGUAAGUGCCAGGAAAAGCUAGAUCGCUCUAGAUCUUUGUCAGAUCCCUCUGAAAUGCUAGAGGAAUUAGGAUUGGAUGCAAAGUCUCAUGAAGACAGUAAUGAAACAGAUGAGGAAUUGAGUAAUACAGCAUCAGUUCCAGCUGCAUUCCCAAAGUCUGUGAAGAAGAAGCCAAUAGCGAAGCAUGAGCUUGUAUUUGUUGACAGUAAGGGCCUUGUGAAGCAGUCGUCUUCCAAACAUUGUCUGUCAGUCUUAAACCAACUGAAUCAGCAGAGGCUUUCCAAUCAGUUCUGUGAUGUGACCCUGCUGAUUGAAGGAGAGGAGUACAAAGCUCACAAAUCUGUCUUGGCAGCCAACAGCGAGUACUUCCGAGAGCUCUUCAUUGAAAAAGGAGCUGUCUCUAGUCAUGAAGCUGUAGUGGAUCUGUCAGGAUUUUGCAAGUCAAGUUUUCUCCCUCUAUUGGAAUUUGCUUAUACAUCAGAAUUAACUUUUGAUUUUUGUAGUAUGGCAGAAGUGGCCAUGCUUGCCCGACAUCUCUUCAUGUCAGAGGUCCUAGAAAUCUGUGAAAAUGUGCACAAACAGAUGGAAGAGAAACAAAUUACAGUGUACCAAAAGGGAGAUAUUCAAACAGUGGAGUCAACACAAAAUUUAGCAGAGCAGACUGAAGUUGAGAUGCAGCCUGUGGAUGGUGCUGAGCAGCAGCCUGUGCCAGAAGAGCUGUCAGCCAGUGAAGUGGCAGCAGCUGUGAAUGGUGCUCCUUCUGCUGAGCCAGAGGAGAAGGCAGCAGCACUCCAGGCUGACCUCCUGCCUCCAGAGCCUGCAGAAGCCACCACUGAUGAUCUUUUAAAGCCUGUGGAACAGUGUGAUGCAACUGGAAAUCAUGUCAAAAUGCAGCUGGUGGAGUGUGUGUCAAAUAGCACGGUGUCUGUUAUACAGGCUGAGCUGUCAGUUGUGGAAGCCAUGGACACACCAAGUCAGGCAAAAACUGAGAUGGAUCAGAAUGAAAGCAAUACAGCAAAUGCAGAGACUGCUUCUGAAGACUCCUCAGAAAUACUUAAGCAAAAUCAUGGCAGGCAAAGCAAAGAACAGAACAUUUCUGUUUUGCAGCUGGAAAAUGUAGCUUCGAGCCAGGAUGAUACUUACAAAAGCAAGCUUCGCCAGCGUUCUGUUAGUGAAGGUGGAUAUAUCAGAUUGCAUAAAGGAAUUGAAAAAAAACUGCAAAAUAGAAAGACGAAUCCUAAAUCUGCAAUACAGCAGGUUGCCAUGAAACUGGUACAAAGAGGGAAAAAAAUGAAACAGCCCAAAAGAGAGACGACAGAAAGUAAUGAAGCAGAAGCUCAGCACAAAUGCUCUGAGUGUGGAAUGGUUUUCCAGCGGCGCUAUGCACUUAUAAUGCACACAUUGAAACAUGAAAGAACUAAAGAUUAUAAAUGCCCAUUGUGUAAAAAAGAAUUCCAGUAUGGGGCCUCUCUACGAGCCCACCUUGUCCGACAUACACGAAAGACUGAGGUGAAUGCUACAGCUGCUAGCGUAGAAGAGACCGGCGUAUCUUCAGUGAAAGGGAGAAUUAAACGGGAAUUUAUAUGUGAUAUAUGUGGGAGAACGCUUCCUAAGCUCUAUUCCCUCAGAAUACAUAUGCUAAAACACACAGGAGUAAAACCACAUGCAUGCAAGGUUUGUGGAAAGACUUUUACUUAUAAGCAUGGAUUAAAAAUGCACUUAGCUCUCCAUGAAGUACAGAAACAAUUCAAGUGUGACUUGUGUGAAAAGUCCUUUGUCACAAAAAGAAGUCUUCAGGAACAUAUGAGCAUUCAUACAGGAGAAUCCAAGUAUCUCUGCUCCAUCUGUGGAAAAUCUUUCCAUAGGGCAUCAGGACUCAGUAAACACAUAAAGAAACAUCAGCCAAAGCCUGAAGUUCGUGGAUAUCAAUGUACUCAGUGUGAAAAGAGUUUCUAUGAAGCUCGAGAUCUUCGGCAGCAUAUGAAUAAACAUUUAGGUGUGAAGCCAUUUCAGUGCCAGUUCUGUGGGAAAUGUUACAGUUGGAAGAAAGACUGGUAUUCUCAUGUAAAGUCUCAUUCUGUCACGGACCCUUACAGGUGUAAUAUAUGUGGCAAAGAAUUUUAUGAGAAAGCUUUGUACAGAAGACACGUAAAGAAAGCCACACAUGGUAAAAAAGGAAGAGCAAAGCAGAAUCUGGAACGAGUUUGUGAGCAUUGUGGAAGAAAAUUCACGCAGCUCCGGGAAUACAGGAGACACAUGAACAAUCAUGAAGGUGUGAAGCCGUUUGAAUGUCUAACUUGUGGGGUAGCCUGGGCCGACGCACGUUCACUGAAGCGUCACGUGAGGACACAUACUGGAGAACGGCCGUAUGUCUGUCCAGUGUGCAACGAAGCUUACAUAGAUGCCCGGACACUACGGAAGCAUAUGACCAAGUUUCAUAGGGACUAUGUACCUUGCAAAAUUAUGCUGGAAAAGGACACUCUUCAGUUUCAUAACCAAGGGACACAGGUGGAGCAUGCCAUUAGUAUUUUAACAGCAGACGUGCAGGAACAAGAAACUGAGAUUAGCGUUGGUGGUGAGGAGAUUGAGACUGUGGUAGUGACAGGGGAGACGCUUGAGGCAAUCGAAGCAGUUGCAGCUACUGAGGAAUGUACAUCAGUGUCCACUCUUUCUGACCAAAGCAUCAUGCAGGUGGUGAAUUAUGUACUGGCACAACAGCAAGGACAGAAAAUGGCUGAAGUUACACAAGCCAUUGAAACUGUAGAAGUAGAAGUGGCCCAUGUUACAGAGACAGAGUGAAUAUGGUGUAGGAGAGAGCAAGAUGAGUGAGGUCUUAGAGCUAAGUAUUAACUGGAUAUCUGAGGCUUACAGUGAUACCAAUUUUCAAACAGUUCAUCAUCUGUGCUGAAUUUCUUGGUUACAAAAUAUUGCAUCAUGAAUUACAGGGAAAAAAUUAAGAUGCUUCAGGUGGACCAAGGCUUUGAAGACUAGGAUUUCUGCACUGGCUGUAACUGACUAGUUAAAAAAAAAAAAAAAAAAAAAAAAAGUCUGAAAAAUAGUUUCCUGUGUCAUGGAGUAUCAUGCUGUAAAUUAAAAAAAAAAAUGUAUAAAGAGGCUGCACUAAAAAUUAGAAAUACACAGCUACUGGUAGCGAGUUUUUGUUUUUUGUGUGCAUUUCAUCAUUUGUGAGCAAAUUAUGUGUUGGAUUCUAUCCUUCUACUCCCCAAGUCAACAUAAUGGCAGAAUGCUUCAUGCAGUGUGGACUUAAUGUGAUAUACAGAAAAUCUGAGGCUUUUGUCUUUGGGUAGAUGCACCACACACAGUCAGUAAAUCCUAGUUUUGCAGAACUCAUUUAAAUUCCAGGUCAGUAGGUGGCAGGUUCAGCAAAACCCUGUAGAAUGUAAUGGGCGAGGGUCCAUGGAAGUCUGAGGAAGUGGUACUCUGAGCCAGACCGUGAAUUUCAGUUUACUGAGGGACAGCCCACAGGGCUUAUGUAAGUAAACUACUCAUUAGUUGUAAGGAGCUUAUACUUCAUCCUUUGUGCACAACUACAUUUAGUUCAGUGAUGUUCAGUUGAUGAAGCUAUAGCCUGCUUUGUUGUACAGAUCCAAAACAGGCACCAUAAUGAUGGAUGUAGAGUCCAUCUAGUUUUGCAUUAAAUUUAAUGUAGAAGCUUUCAAAUUAAAAAUGUAAUUGUGCAUUUAUAUAUAUAUAUUUCAAUAUAAAUAUAUUGAAGACAUCCAACUAGUUUUGAUCAGAUCCUAACUUAUUAUAUUGUAUCUUGUUGAAAGGGAACAGAGGAGCUCUAGUAAAUCCCAAGUAGAACAGGCAUCAGGAUUGAGAACUAGAAAAUCUUGGUAUCAGGUAAGAAUUAGAUUUGUCUCAAAAUCAGUAAAAUCUGCAGAAGACCUUGUUACUGCAGCUGUAUCAAUACUUUCAAGGUAAGGUAGUUACCUGGCACAUCAUGCCACACUCAGUGAUGGAAAAACUCUUACAGAUUUUUCCGCCUAGUCCGUGUCAGUUAAUACUUUGUUUGGGCCAAAUUUAAACGCCUACGCUUUAGUACCACAAAAAGUGCACACUUCAGUCUGCAAGAGGUGUGGGGGUUUGCUUGUUUAAACAAGAAACAUACAUGCCAGGAGAAUAAUUUAAUGCACUAACCACAGGAACAAUCCUAAGUGUGUUCUGUAAGUUAUUCUUAGUCUCUAUAGUGUUAUCAUCAGAUGCUUUCCAACUUUGACUGCAGCAGGAUAGCCAGGGAGCCACAGGCCUGUAAUCUUCAGGGUAAACUUUGUAAAUAAAGUUACAUGCAUACAGCUGUGCAGUACUAGUGAAACAAAUCCAUCCAACAAAAUGUUAAACAAAAUCCAUGACAAAGUAACUAGCUCAUUUGAAUUAGUAUUUCUACCUUUCAUCUUAUUUAACUUUUGAUUAUCUGCCUACUAAGCUACUGAAUGGACAGUUCUCUUUAUAUUUUGUAAGUAUGUAGAUAAGCCUUUUUUUUUUUUUUUUUUUUUUUUUUUUUUUUUUUUUUUUUUUUUUU
Messenger RNA from Rhea pennata, 5503 nucleotides. RefSeq names its product zinc finger and BTB domain containing 11 (gene ZBTB11). Bases 613 to 3759 code for a protein of 1048 amino acids. The record is from RefSeq and is a predicted model, not a curated record. NCBI's taxonomy places the organism in Eukaryota, Metazoa, Chordata, Aves, Rheiformes, Rheidae. Gene Ontology annotation, cellular component: nucleus. Gene Ontology annotation, molecular function: DNA-binding transcription factor activity, RNA polymerase II-specific; protein binding. The transcript is spliced from 11 exons. Gene Ontology annotation, biological process: regulation of transcription by RNA polymerase II.